This is a messenger RNA of Elgaria multicarinata webbii, 5615 nucleotides long. It is a transcript of the gene EXTL3, whose product is annotated as exostosin like glycosyltransferase 3. NCBI's taxonomy places the organism in Eukaryota, Metazoa, Chordata, Lepidosauria, Squamata, Anguidae. The transcript is spliced from 8 exons. Gene Ontology annotation, cellular component: membrane. The coding region runs from base 886 to 3645 and encodes 919 amino acids. The record is from RefSeq and is a predicted model, not a curated record. Gene Ontology annotation, molecular function: glycosyltransferase activity.
GGGUUGGACCGCUCGCUCUGAGGAACGAACCAAUCCGCCGCUAACUUGGAGGGGGUUACGGAGGCAGCGAGGAUUUGACGGAGGCGAAGACAGCGACCUCACUUACUUCCCCCCCCCACCGCCGCCUUCUCCCCCCUCCCUCACCGAAUGGUUGCUGCCUACGGAUCCCCGGAGCGACUGACUGAAGGCUGCGGCGCCCACCGGGCGGGAGGGUUAAACUCAGGAGCUGGUCUCGCUGAUCAUCUGUAAAACCUCUUCCUGGUGACGACGGCGUCUAAUGGCAUUAAACUUUGCAUAGCGACUGACCCAAUUUACGGAUGGUUCCAGGCUGCAGGCUGGCCACAGAAUUGUGGACGCAAAGCCCGGGCGCCUGGCGUUCAGACGACGGAGUUGUCGAGUGGCGAGAGAACCGUGCGCCCGUGAUGACGACGCUCUGUGGGCCUGAGACCAAGAUCAGCAUGUGAGAAGGAACAGCGGAAUGCCAGCAGCGGAAUGGCGACGGGGAUACAGAUAUCGCGAACGUCUUCCUGCUCGUCUCGUUCUCCGGAUGCUAAUACAGAAUGUGUGAAGUGAUGCUAAAGGUUGGCUUGCUCCUUUCGUGUCGUUCUCUGGCCCAGAGGAGGCAUCUGAUUGCCAUGGCGACGCUGUUCCCGUUCUCCUAGCAACACCCAGUUAACUGAAGGUCAAGGAGAAGAGUUUGAUGAUUGGUUCUAGUCGGAUCAAAAGUUGUAUCCGUCAUCCCGAGGAGAAAAUGAAAUUUCCAUUCUAUUGGCCCUUUGUCAAACUGGCACAAUAGCAUUCCCUUCCGGCAACUCGCUGAUAAAAACUGUUUUGGUGAUGGCUACCGAUCCGACGUGAUAGGGCGCGGCACCAACUCUCGGACUCAUGACUGGGUAUACCAUGUUGCGCAAUGGGGGCGUAGGGAACGGAGGCCAGCCCUGGAUGUUACGGUGGUCCAGUCGGAUCCGGCUCACUUGGCUGAGUUUCACGCUGUUCAUCAUCCUGGUCUUCUUUCCCCUCAUCGCCCAUUACUACUUGACCACCAUCGACGAUGCCGACGACGCCGGCAAGCGCAUCUUUGGGCCCCGCACGGGCAACGAGCUGUGCGAAGUGAAGCACGUCCAGGACCUGUGCCGCAUCCGGGAAUCGGUGAGCGAAGAGCUCCUCCAGUUGGAAGCAAAGCGCCAGGAGCUGAACAGUGAAAUCGCCAAGCUCAACCUCAAGAUCGAAGCCUGCAAGAAGAGCAUUGAGAACGCCAAACAGGAUCUUUUGCAGCUGAAGAACGUCAUCAGCCAGACGGAGCAUUCGUACAAAGAACUGAUGGCUCAGAACCAGCCCAAGCUGUCCUUGCCGAUCCGGCUGCUGCCAGACAAAGACGACUCCGGCUUCCCCUUGCCAAAAUCCAACAGGAACUGCCGGCUACACAACUGCUUUGACUAUUCCCGUUGCCCGCUAACCUCUGGCUUCCCGGUGUAUGUCUACAACAGUGACCAAUUCAACUUUGGGAGCUCAUUAGACCCUUUAAUUAAGCAAGCCUUUGAAUCCACCGUCAGAACUAAUGUGUAUGUUACUGAAAAUGCAAACAUUGCCUGUGUAUACAUCAUCCUGGUGGGGGAAAUGCAGGAGCCUGUAAUGCCAAAACCUACUGAAUUAGAGCAACAGUUGCACACUCUGCCCUACUGGAGGACUGAUGGACACAACCAUCUUAUUAUUAACUUAUCCAGGAAGUCGGAAACUCAGAACUUCCUGUAUAAUGUCAGCACGGGGCGGGCCAUGAUCGCCCAGUCCACCUUUUACGAUGUACAGUAUCGUCCAGGUUUUGACAUCGUGGCGUCUCCCCUUGUCCACGCCAUGUCUGAACCCAACUUCCUAGAGAUCCCGCCCCAGGUGCCAGUCAAGCGGAAAUACUUAUUCAGUUUCCAAGGGGAGAAGGUUGAGUCUCUCCGCUCCAGUUUGCAAGAAGUCCGUUCAUUUGAAGAGGAAAUUGAAGGUAAUGCCCCGGCGGACUAUGACGAUAGGAUCAUUACCACCCUGAAGGCUGUCCAGGACAGCAAGCUGGACUUUGUCUUGGUGGAAUUCACAUGUAAGAACCAGCCCAAGGCCAGCCUGCCCACUGAGUGGGCUCUUUGUGGAGAAAGAGAAGACAGGCUAGAGCUACUGAAACUAUCUACUUUUGCACUGAUCAUCACCCCAGGAGACACCCACCUUGUCAUCUCUGCUGGGUGCGCAAUGAGACUGUUUGAGGCUCUGGAAGUUGGAGCUAUCCCGGUCAUCCUUGGAGAGCAAGUCCAGCUGCCCUAUCACGAUGUGAUCCGGUGGAACGAGGCAGCCUUAAUCAUACCAAAGCCGCGUAUCACAGAAGUGCACUUCCUUCUGAGGAGCAUUUCCGACAAUGACCUCUUGGCCAUGAGAAGGCAGGGCCGCUUCUUGUGGGAGACCUACUUCUCCACCUCGGACACGGUCUUCAGCACAGUCUUGGCCAUCAUAAGGACUCGAAUCCAAAUCCCGGCUGUUCCCAUCCGAGAGGAAACGGCAGUGGAGAUCCCUCACCGGUCCGGCAAAGCUGCCGGCACGGACCCCAACAUGGCCGACAAUGGAGACUUAGACUUGGGGCCAGUUGAAACCGAGCCCCCGUACUCCUCUCCCAAAUACCUGCGCAAUUUUACCCUGACAGCAAUGGAUAUUUACAGAAACUGGAACUCGGCUCCUGGUCCCUUCCACCUCUUCCCUCACACUCCCUUUGAUCCUGUCCUCCCAUCGGAAGCCAAGUUUCUAGGCUCUGGGACUGGAUUUCGACCGAUCGGAGGAGGAGCCGGUGGCUCUGGGAAGGAAUUCCAAGCCGCCUUGGGUGGCAACGUCCCCAGGGAGCAGUUUACAGUAGUGAUGUUGACCUACGAGCGAGAGGAAGUAUUAAUGAACUCCUUGGAGAGGCUGAACGGUCUCCCAUACUUAAAUAAAGUGGUGGUGGUCUGGAAUUCCCCCAAGCUCCCAUCAGAAGACCUCCUGUGGCCGGACAUCGGGGUCCCAAUUGUGGUUGUACGGACAGAGAAGAACAGUUUGAACAACCGAUUUCUCCCCUGGGAUGAGAUUGAGACGGAGGCCAUCUUGUCCAUCGACGACGACGCUCACCUUCGCCAUGACGAGAUCAUGUUUGGGUUCCGGGUCUGGAGAGAGGCCAGGGACCGCAUUGUCGGAUUCCCUGGGCGGUACCACGCGUGGGACAUCCCUCACCAGUCCUGGCUCUACAACUCCAAUUACUCCUGUGAACUCUCCAUGGUGCUGACGGGUGCUGCCUUCUUUCACAAAUACUAUGCCUAUUUGUAUUCCUACGUGAUGCCGCAGGCCAUCCGUGACAUGGUAGACGAAUACAUCAACUGUGAGGAUAUUGCCAUGAACUUCCUGGUUUCUCAUAUCACUAGGAAGCCACCUAUCAAAGUGACUUCCCGCUGGACUUUCCGCUGCCCCGGCUGCCCUCAGGCCCUUUCCCACGACGACUCCCACUUCCACGAGCGGCACAAAUGCAUCAACUUCUUCGUCAAAGUCUACGGCUACAUGCCCUUGCUGUACACCCAGUUCCGCGUGGACUCGGUCCUCUUCAAGACCCGGCUGCCCCACGACAAGACGAAAUGUUUCAAGUUCAUCUAGGCUCGGAGGCCGCGGCUACGGACGUCCGGGAGGCGCCGAAGAGGGGGGGGGGCACGGGCGGUGCCUUGACGACCCCUUCCUCCCCUAGAACGGGCGCUUCGUUCUUUCUGUCGAAGUAGAGACACAAUUGCGGAUUCCUCAUGUGCGCAAGCCCCCCCCCCCGGAACUGAACGGCGUCGGUGGGGGGCCCUUUGCGGACUCGGCUUUGAGCCACGUACUGGGGGUGGGCAGGGGAUCAGAAACUUUGGUUAGUCCCCCAGCUAGUGGGUGAACCGAGGGUGGAACUGGGGUUUUUAAAAUAUUAAUUAUUAUUUAAAAUGGAAGUGUUUUAGAUAUGCCUCACGAGGCUUUCUAUUUUUUUCGACAGGGCGGGGAGGGAGGGAGGGGUAAUUUUGGUUUUCUUUUGUUUUGUACCCGGUUCAUCGUUUGCUUGGGGAAAAGGAAAGACGCAAGGGAGCCCCCACUGCUCCUUGAUGACCCCAUGUGCUCUUGCGGGGGGCAGGGGCAGCGGUAGCUUUGGCUCCCAGAGGCCCCUCGCCGCUCGGUCUGUUGUGCUUAAAAUUUGCUUGGGAUUUCACGCAGGAAACGGUGGGUCCUUCCUUUGCAAAACUCCUCCCUUGUUCCUUCCCACGUUGUGGCUGCUACGGAGCUCACUGCUUGCCGGCGAGCGCCCCCCCCCCCACUGUGGUAAAGCAAAGUCCCCCCCCCCACAACCCAGCCGGCUUGCCUGUCCCACGUGCCUGCUGCUGAUAAUGGAUUACACUGCACUACCCUUUCAUGGUGUCUUCCCGGUCGGACUACACCAGCUCCCCACAAAUGAGCGUUGCGCUGUGUUGCAACUCCCAUAAUUCUGGGGAUCAUGGUGGUUGCAAUACAGCCGCUCUAGAGGACGUCAGGAUGGAGGAGGUCCCUCCCGUUUCUGCCCAGUGGCGCUUCGCCAACUUCCGAUGCCUUGCAGGGGUGUGUGUGUGUGUGUGUGUGUGUGUGUGUGUGUGUGUGAAAAAUGUCUGGAGUCCUUUCCCCUGCGGCUUCUCCCGUCCAUUGUCACUUCUUCCCCAGCCCAUGUGAGCGCUGAUUAAGCUCCACCGCCUUCUAGAGGACUGCACUCAAAGGUCUUCGCAUUGCUUAGCCCCAGGGAUGAGGCACGUGUGCUCCUCCAAUCGCUGUGGGACCGCAAGUCCCAUCACCUCUUACUCUUAGCUAUGCAGGCGAUGUCUGAUGGGGGUUGCAGUCCAACAGCUGGACUACGAAAAAGGGUCCGUAUUGUGUAUUGUAGUGAUGUGGCAGGGCUCUUCUUUGAAAGGAGGUUUAAUGCAAAUGCGGGCAUGUGGGGUGCAGCUGUUUCAGUCCUUUGGAUGUGGCCUCUUACUGAUUGCAUCACAGUUCUCUCUCUCACACGCACCUGUGCACUCACCUGCCCCUCCAUCCCGCCCUUCUUCAUGGGCUCAGGUCUCUGCGCCAUCUUCACGUCGAAUGGUGUCCUUUGCUUGCUGACGAAAGGCACCCGAAAUCCAUCCUGGGUCUGCAGCCCUACAGACCAACACAUCUCACCCCAAGUUCACUCAAAAGGAAGAUUCACACGCGCGCACACACACGCAAACGAAAUGCUUUUGAGGAGUUACUGGGCACCCAGCCUCGGACAUGGCCUGCCCGCCUGACUUGAGAACGUUUUCUUAAAGGACGUCCAUGAACUCUUCGCCAAACUAACAAUGAGGUGUAACUACUUGCUGAUUUCUCUCUUCCCCUCCUGCUUCACUUCGGUUUUUCUUUUUCUCGGUAAGGAAGGUGAUGAUAAAAUAGCCGCGUUCGCACGAUGCCAUCUAUGCUGACCGUCCCCGUUCUACAUUCAGCCCACUCACCUUGCCCAGCCUGGAGCCCUGCAGAUGCUUCUGUACUGCAACUUUUCUAAUCUUCAUCCGGCGUCUCGCUUCCCUCUAGCUCAGCCUUCCUCAACCUGGGGCGCUCCAGAU